Messenger RNA from Nylanderia fulva, 1229 nucleotides. RefSeq names its product Dephospho-CoA kinase (gene Dpck). NCBI's taxonomy places the organism in Eukaryota, Metazoa, Arthropoda, Insecta, Hymenoptera, Formicidae. The record is from RefSeq and is a predicted model, not a curated record. Gene Ontology annotation, molecular function: dephospho-CoA kinase activity; ATP binding. Gene Ontology annotation, biological process: coenzyme A biosynthetic process.
AAAACAAUUUUCGAACCACCCCUUCGCCUCAUGAGGAAAAUGCUUAUUCCGGUAAUGAGUAGCUGAUCACUUAUUUGUUUAUAUUUAUCCUGUAAAACGUGCAUUCUUCGAGAUGUUUCUGGUUGGGCUGACAGGCGGUAUUGCUACCGGAAAGAGUUCGGUCGCUGCUAUUUUUCGGGAGCACGGCAUUCCUGUUAUAGAUGCCGAUUUAAUUGCACGAAAAGUUGUCGAACCAGGAAAGCCAGCGUGGUGCAAGAUACAAAAAGAAUUUGGUCCGGAUGUGUUUUUGGAUAACAAAUACUUGGACAGAACGAAACUUGGUGAUUUGAUAUUUAACGAUGUUGAAAAGAGAAAGAAACUAAAUGCCAUUACGCAUCCUGAUAUAUAUAAGGAGAUUUACUGGCAAACCGUUAAAUACUUUCUACAAGGCUAUCCAUUUAUAGUCAUGGACCUGCCAUUGCUUUUUGAAACAGGACAUAUGUUAAAUUACUUGCACAAAAUUAUAGUUGUUACAUGCGAAGAGGAACUGCAGUUACAACGUUUAAUAGAGCGCAGUGGAUUUACAGAAGCUAAGGCAAAACUACGAAUAGCCGCGCAAAUGUCCUUGGAAAAGAAAGCAGAGAUGGCAAAUUUCGUAAUUGAAAAUUCGGGUAAUAUGAGCGAUACUAGGGAACAAACGAUAAAAGUGAUUAAUGUAUUAAAAUACUCUAAGCAUCACUGGAAAUUACGCUUUCUACUCGGUUUUUGUUGUACCAUAUUGUUGGCUGGCGCGUAUUGGUUUAGGAACAGAAGCUCCAGAUCUUUAUCCUCUGCAAUAUAAAAUUAUUUUCCAUUACAAUCAAUCGGUUUAAACGAAUAAACGUUUGUUCCAUUGUAAAUUGUAGUUGCAUGAUAAAAGCGAGUAUAUGUUCAGUUAAAUGUAUACAGCAAGGUUGACAAAAAAAGAAUAGAUCAAAACAUUGAUUUACAAAGUGCAAUCACUUAUUAAAUUAAGUUGGUGUUAUGUACAAAGAUAAAUUUUUACUUGAUGUAUAAAAGAAAAAGUUUUCUUGUGAUUAUAUACAAAUAAUUCAAUUUAUAUACAAAGAAUAACUCUUCUAGUUGUUUAUGUGCUAUAUUUAAUAAAGACAAAGAGAUGUACAAAAUUGUCUCAUAUAUGCAUAUGAAGAUAUAUAAUGUCCAAUGAAAAAAAAAUUUAACAUUACAUCACCAUGCAAUCUAAUGAAAAA